AUGGAACAAGAAGUAUUAAUUUUAGCGACUAAACAUGUACAUCAAGCUAUUUCUAAUGCAUUGAAUGAUUUAACACAGAUAUCUUCUUCACUAUUGACAAAUUAUUCAUCAAACCGAAAUUUAAACUCAAAUAUUUCAUUACGAUGUCGAUCAUCAAGCAACAAUAGAAAUAAUCGAAAAGUAUCAUUACAUAAUGCAAUUCCACGUUGUUCUCUACCGGCAACAGAAAAUGAUCUCGUUCAUUAUCAAACGCAUUUGUUGUCCUAUCAACAAACAAAUUCAGCUCGUUGUCGACCAUCAAGAACUACGAACAGUACUAGAUCGAGUAACGUGUUUGACGUACAAUAUUCAUUUAGUCUUAAUAAACCGUGCGUAAACAAAAACAAUAAACAACAAUAUAAAUUAGCUGACAUACAAAAUUUUGCAAAUAAAGUUAUUAAAGAUUCCAUUCAAACUGCUUUGCUUCAGAUGGAUCAUGAAAAUUUAACUGACGAAGAUGAAACAUCUGAUUUACUUUUACACCAUGCUCCAUCUUAUACACCUACGGAAUGUUGUCAAACAAUACAUUCAUAUGUUGAUCGAUUUAUUCAUUUGACUAUUGACCAAACAAUAGAAAAAGUUGCAUCACACGACACUGAACUUUUCUCAAAUCACCUAGCAAACGAGAUCCUCAUCGAUGUGUUAUCAACGAUUGAAAAUGAUGAAAAACAUUGUCGAACAACAAAGAGCGAUUCCAUUCAAUCAGAAAUUAAUGAACACCAACAAACUGGUUUAUUCGAUCGAAAUCGAUAUGAUUUAUCAGCAACAACUAGUAGUACUUCUAAUGAAGAAUCUGUUGAGUCUCUUAUGAACCAUAUCAGUCAACAAAUUUAUCUUGAUUCAUUCCAAGAAUUAAGACAAAUAUUUACAAAAACCAACAACUAUGGUUAA
Molecule: messenger RNA, 930 nt
Organism: Rotaria socialis
Lineage: Eukaryota; Metazoa; Rotifera; Eurotatoria; Philodinida; Philodinidae
Source: the annotation of a GenBank genome assembly